AAGAGUACUGUGCAGUUGGCAGUUAUAACCCAGUGUUUAACGUAGUAAGCAGUGUACGUACACUACGAUACACAGCACACAGAGCUUAUUGUCGUCAACACUCAGAAUUUCUUUUAAAAGUUAAUAUGCUGUCUUAAAAAUGGCUGAUUAUGUCUCGGUACUUCGAGAUUUGUCUGGUUUGACAGAAAAUGUCGUCAAGUACGAGCUUGAGUUUCUUGAGUACAUAAACAGUCGACCAUAUUACUACAGAGAACAUGUUGUAAAGAAUGCAAUAUACAGGUACGAAAAGUUGUGGAUUCCUUUCAUUAAAAACUUCUCUACUUCACAUUCAUCUGAUCUAGAGUUUUCUCCGCCUUUCGACAUAAGAUGGGUUUGGCACGUCCAUAUGUUGGCCCCGCAGAUGUACAUACAGGACCUCUCUGCAUCAGAAUUGGGUCGAACGAUAAACCACGAGAUUGGAGAACUUUUUGGAGUCAAGGAGAAAGAAAAGCGUUCUUUGACGAAAAGUCUUUGGAAAACAUUUACCAAGGAAUCAUAUAAUCUUGACUUUGAGGCUGGAAUGGAUUCCUUAAGAAUACCUAAAUAUAAAUCCAAGUUUAGAUACAAUAUUCUAGAGGCUAGCAAACGGCAACAGGAAUUCUUCUAUCAGGUUUCCUUACCUCAUUAUAAAACGUCAGAAUUUUUGGUGAAGUCAAUAAGGCGAUACGCUCAGUUCCUGGCGCUACAAAAGCUGUUUCCAGAUCAGUUUCUUGUUCCAUGUUAUGAUAUGGAUAUUGUCUGGCACACACACCAAGUUAUGCCUGUGAUGUAUGCAGAAGAUAUGCUACGUAUACUUGGUAGAAAUCUUGAUCAUGAUGAUUCUGUAAACGAUCGUACUCCGGGAUCAAAACUAUCAACGACCAGUCAAUCUACUGUUUCCCUGUGGGAGAAAACUUUCAAUGAGAAGUAUGCACAAGCAGGUGCAAUGUACCGUGGGAAACCUCCCAAUGGAAGGCUCAAAAGUUUAUCAACAGAACAAAAGGUUGAUCUACUAACUAGUGAGUUUGCUGACGUGUUGAUAACAAAUGUCAAUUGUCAAUUAGAAGAUUCUAAGUACGAGGAUUACGUGUUGAAGUCAGCAACAUUGCUCUUGAAAAAUAGGCGUGAACCUGGUAAUUAUUCUGAUGAAAAAUCUGUUGGGAGUUAUGCUUUCAAAAAUGGAGGUGAUCCAGGAGAUCUUCAACCUAUUCUACAAUCUAAUGUUACAAUAAGAGUCUGCAAAUUCUGGAUUCCACUCUUACGAUUUAGAUUGAAACUGGAAUCCCCAGAAAGACCGUUAUGCUGCUUGUCUCUGGGGACAAGAAUGAAAACAAUAAAUUCUAGCUCGGUUUCUUGUAAUAAAGAGCUUGAAACUGCGGGUGAUAAAUGUACAAGGUUUACGUAUCCAGAUGGUCCGGGUAUUAUCCUCCGUUGCAAUUUGUCCUUAUUGCAAAUGAGCAGAUUACCUGUUGACACAUGGUUUGGAGUGGAAGCUGGAGCUUUUUACGAUUGUAUAAUUCCUGAAACUAUUGAAGAACUAUGGGGUCCUAUUCCAUUGGAAAUUUUACCCCAGGGAAUAGACAACACUUGUCGAGCUGUCACCCACAGGUUAAUUAAGUUUGAUGAAGAGUUCUCUAAGAUGUCAGUUUUCAUCAUACACUCCCUACCUUUGGGACUAUCGGCUGUACAGGUUUUUGUUGGUGAUCAGAUGACAAUAGUUGGACAUACAGUAGGAGCUGCAACUAUAGGUCCUUUGCUACAAACUAUGAAGCUAGAUCAAGAGUUUAAGAAAACAGCUUGGCGAGCUAUGGUGCUGAAGGACAAUGAUGGGGAUGUUGGUAUCCUUGUGGCUGGCUGGGUAGGGAUAAUCAAGGGUGUUAAAGGAGUUCCACCUAAAGGACGCCAAAAAGGAAUACCUGGGAUACCUGGAGACCCUGGGUUCUGCAAGUUCCACUACCUAGAUCUUAGGAGUAAUUCUCAGACGUCAUUUCAAAUGCCUUCAAAUGUUGUAAAGUUAUACAGGUUUUCUUACGAGAAGUUUGUUGUUAAUUUAAGCAGUGGAGUCUUUGAAGCAAAAGCGGGUGAGACAAAGUUACUGGAAAAGAUAUGUCUGGGGUUUGCUGCCAGUACACUUUAUCUACUUGUACAACCCGUACCUGAUGAUAUUCAUAAAGUUAAAGCUCAGUGGGACAAGAAACCUAAACGAGUUAAGGCUGUUAAACCACCAUUCCUGGACAAUGGAAUGCUAAAACUGCUUCUUUUAGCUGGCUGGACAGAGAGACGAAAAAUUCCCUCAAACCGAAACUUGGCAAAACAGAAAAAAAGAUCCGGGUGCAGUGGUGGUCUGAUUAUGGCUGGUUGUUGGGGUUAUGGUUUUAAUGGUGGUGGAGCCUGGCUUCCUGUACAGGAGAAUGGAGACGGUGAAUUGGAUGGAGGGUUUGAUGUACCUUCACUAGGAGAUUUUGGUGUUGAAGAUGGUGGAUGGAUUGGUGGGGAUGCCGGAUGGGAUGGUGGCUUCAGUGGGGAAGGUGGUGAUGGUAUGGAUGGUGGUGAUGGAGGAUGGGGAGGCUGUGGAGGAUGUGGUGGUGGAGGCGGCGGAGGAUGGGGCGGAGGAGGCGGUGGAGAUGGAGGUGGUGGAGGAGGUGGUGGAGGAGGGGAUGGAGGUGGAGGUGGAGGAGGUUGUGGGGGUGGAGGAGGUUGUGGAGGCGGGAUAGCUCUGGUAGCAGCUCGAACUAUAAGUAAGGCUAGCAUAGCAGAUACUCUGGGAAUAGCUCUCGGAGCAGCUCGAACUGUAAGUAAGGCUAGCAUAGCAGAGACUCUGGGAAUAGCUCUGGGAGCAGCUCAAACUGUAAGUAAGGCUAACAUAGCAGAUACUCUAGGAAGCAGCUCAGUUCCUAAGAAAGGCUAA
Messenger RNA from Eurytemora carolleeae, 2926 nucleotides. RefSeq lists its product as uncharacterized. The record is from RefSeq and is a predicted model, not a curated record. Bases 140 to 2926 code for a protein of 928 amino acids. The transcript has 31 exons. Lineage: Eukaryota; Metazoa; Arthropoda; Copepoda; Calanoida; Temoridae.